UGUAAUUUAAAAAAAAGUUUAACUUUUUUAAAGCAGAAUAGUUUAAAUCUGGACUCGAGAACAGAGAAAGGAACUUUUAAAGGAAGAACAGAAUUCUGACUGAAGAGUUCAACUGAAUAAUGAUGAAUAAGACAUUGGCAGUGCUCAUGCUUCUGAGCAUCUUUGUGGCAAGAGCUCGAAUGAGAGGAGGAGAUCAAACCAUCUUUGUGGGCCCUAACUUGAUACAACAAAGUCAAGCUUCUAUGUAUGAUGAACUGGAGAGUAAACUCACAGAUUUCAGUGCUCAAACUUUUAUCGAGGGAAGUGAUGUCAUUUUAAAGUGUGACAGUCCUAAAGUCAAUUGGAACGAAAUAAUUUAUAUCAUUUGGAACAUCAGCCUGCAAAGCAAAAAAUGUUGGCUUGGCAUUGAAUCGUCUAUUAUAAACUCCACUUGUAAUGAUGGAAAGAAGCUGCUCAACUCUUCAGAUGGAAUUUAUUUAUUAAUUCCAAAGAUUUCAAAAGAGGAUGAAGGAUCUUACUUAUGUAAUCUAUCAUAUAAUGGUGGUGGCUAUGGACAAAUGGUGAAUCUCAGUGUUCAUCAUUUUACCAACUGGCUGGAGGUUAUCAAUGGUCAAAGGGUUGCCGUCUGUCAAGCCAAAUAUGAACAAUCUAAACCCACUCUUCAAUGGGAACCCGCCUUGAACUUUUCAUCCAAUAUCAGUAAUACCAGGAAUGGUGAUAUGUCUUUUAUUGUGGAGAAUCGAGUGUAUUUGCCGGAUAAUUUUACCAUCAGUAACCUCACCUGUGUGGUCACAUAUCCCCCCAAAGCAGCGCAGCAGAAUCUAAAAAAUUUAGAAAUUAUUACCUUGGGGGUUGGUUCCAUUUGUUUUAUUCUUGUUUCCGUGGCUGUGGUUCACAUUCACAGGAAGCUAAACAACUCAAGUGCAUUGAAGGUAAUGUGUUGCAAAGCACCAGCUGAAGAAAAAAAAGAGUGUGAAGGGAAGCAAAGUGAAAACAUAGAGGCAACUGUACACCUUACCCAGUUCCUGUCAUUGCAAAUGAAAGAUCAGCGCAGUGUAUCCAUCCGGGAAAUAACCUGUGUACACUACCAUCUACUAAAAGAAGAUUGGAUUUGUCUGGAUUAAACUCAAUUAAAUUGGCAACACUGUAUGAGGCCCUCGACUGCCAAUAUUUUGCUCUUCAGCUGUCUAUGCCGCUGGUCUUGUCACUAAAAGUAUGAAAAGACAGCUGGUCCUGGCGGAGGCAAACAAUUCAACCAUUGAUUUUACUAAACCAUGUUGUUCACAAAUACAUCAAGAUAUUUGAUUAAAAGUUACACAAAUUAAAAAAAAUUUUUUUUGCUUGUGCUUAUUUGUUAUUUUUAUACAGACCAAUUAUUUUUUCUUCUCAUUUUACAAUUCACUGGAUGAGGUUUGUUUUGG
This is a messenger RNA of Triplophysa dalaica, 1421 nucleotides long. RefSeq lists its product as uncharacterized. Bases 120 to 1124 code for a protein of 334 amino acids. The record is from RefSeq and is a predicted model, not a curated record. Gene Ontology annotation, biological process: regulation of neuroinflammatory response. Gene Ontology annotation, molecular function: signaling receptor activity. The transcript has 8 exons. Lineage: Eukaryota; Metazoa; Chordata; Actinopteri; Cypriniformes; Nemacheilidae.